CAGCAGCAGUCAGUGCAGACCCAACGAAGCCUCCAUCACGCCAUGUCCCGCCUGACUCUCUUGGUCGUGCUCGCCUUCCUGGCGCUGGUGGCCACCCAGACGCCACUGUCGCAGCUGGGCAGCGUCGAUAUGGACGCGCUGCUGGCCGACUCCGCCAAGCUGGAAGAGGUUAUGAAGUGCCUCCUCGACGACUCGGACAACUCUUGUACCGCCGACGGAAAAAUUGUGAAACGGUUGGUUGAGGAGACAAUUAAAAAUGACUGCACGGACUGUGCCGAACCUCAGAAAACGGCUAUGACGAAGUUCAUGGUGUACAUCAGCAACAGCAAACCGGAGUAUGUGCCGAAGCUCCAGGCAAAGUACGACCCUACCGGAGAAUACCGCGCCAAGCACGCAGAAGCCUUGAGGGCUAAGGGCGUCAAGGUGUGAAGUGUACCUGUACUCCUUUAAUGCCGUCUAUAUUGUGGUUUAGACCUGUAAUGUCUCUCUCUGUGAAGACGGCGAUUAAAGAUUGUAUGUUCCAAUGUAGAAAAGAAGUACCAUUUUCUUCUUACAAUAAAUGCUUUUCUUAAAUCUACAAA
Molecule: messenger RNA, 581 nt
Organism: Schistocerca serialis cubense
Lineage: Eukaryota; Metazoa; Arthropoda; Insecta; Orthoptera; Acrididae
Product: ejaculatory bulb-specific protein 3-like
Exons: 2
Coding region: 43-429 (128 amino acids)
Source: RefSeq, a predicted model, not a curated record